Peronospora matthiolae is the source of this 2880-nucleotide messenger RNA. Lineage: Eukaryota; Oomycota; Peronosporomycetes; Peronosporales; Peronosporaceae. The record is from the annotation of a GenBank genome assembly.
AUGGGACGCACGAAGUUCAUCGACUCCAGCGAUAGCGAUUCUUAUGAGCUAGGAACAGUUCAUGCAGAAACGGCAUCAAAGAACGACAUCCUGUCACCAUUUGCGACCGAUGAACCUUCCGAAACGCUCUUCAAACGCAAAGAUGGACUCGAUGCACUUGCCCCCAUCAUCAACGUAGCUAAUAACCUUUCGAGCAAACCAAUUCCUACGAACGAGUGGUGGGGCAACCUUAUCAACAAAGCAGCAGCAGUGGUCACUACCGAUGCCGUCGGGGACCCCGCGUGGUCCAAUCCGUACGCGCUCAAGUUACCCACGAAAGCACCUUUUGGACUUCAAGCAUGCUACUCUUACACUUACCGUCAAACGGCCGAUGAGGUGGACGGCGUAAUCAGGUACUACCUGCACGAAUUCCACAACGACAUGACCCUGUCAGCAAACGAGUUCCGAUCGACAAAGCCGGACUAUGAAGUGUACUCCUAUAGCGACAUGGGUGUGAACGUUCGAACGUGCGUGUCGGGUAGCACAAGUUGCAUGGACUCGGCUCUUGUGCAUGGCAUGGCAUUCGUAUCAGCGACGUAUGCUGGUCUGACACCGAGAAUUGAGUCUGACCAUGUCAUGACACUUGUUGAUAGCUCAACGCCGGGCAAGUACGUGGUGCGUCUGGCAAAUAAGCAGACGUGGGUGAUUUUCGUCAGCGACACCAGUGCACCGUUCUCGAUCGAAUCGACGGGAUCAGCUCUGGUGACGAGUGCUGCUUACACAGGCACAAUUCGACUGGCGGUUCUCCCUAAAAGUAGUGAUCAGGGUGUUUACGACAAAUUCGCGUCGUGCGUCGUUCGAGGUGGUGAAGUGUCAGUGCAAUCUCGCACGAGCUACUCACUCGAGUGGGAGACGGAGGGCAGAGGGUGCAAGAGUACAGGCCUGCUGCAUUUUGCACUACCUCAUCAAGUGGAAGUCCUGAAUCGUCCGACGAUAGCUCGGAGUAAGGGUGCUGUCGUGCUGCACUCGAGCACGCAUGGCGAAAUGGUUGGUCAAGUGACCAAAUCGUCGAGCUGGACCUUGUCAGAGCCUGAGGCGGAAGGAGAAGUGGACUUUUACCCAUCUACGAAGCCUUCAGCUGACUUGGUCUCGAAAAUUAAGCUUCUUUCUACCUUGCAAAGUGACAUUGCCAGCGAUUGGGAUCUGAACACCGGCAGCUGGUAUUACAAUGGCAAGGCGUACCAGAAAUAUGCGUCACUGUGCCUGGUUGCUGCUGAUAGCUUGGUGGCAGGUGAUGACACGACGUUGCUCAAGAGCUGUAUAUCAAAACUGGAAGCACUCAUCGGUCCUUUCGUUAACAACACACUGGGCAUGCCGCUGGUGUAUGAUACAGCCUACAAAGGUAUCGUAACCAGUCAGGUUUUCGCCGCCAUUGACAUUAGCGUGGAGUUUGGGAACGGCGUGUACAAUGACCACCAUUACCACUAUGGGUACUGGGUGACGGCAUCGGCAAUUCUGAAGAAACUGGAUCCGACGUGGUCGGGCAUGGCGCAGCUCGAGGCCAUGGUGUGGACUCUUUUGCGUGAUGUUGCUAACCCGAGCUCGGAAGACGAAUACUUCCCCAAGUUCCGUCACUUUUCGUGGUAUUUAGGUCACUCGUAUUCGCACGGAGUGACUCCCAUGGCCGACGGCAAAGACGAGGAAAGCACAUCGGAGGACGUGAAUUUUUUCUAUGGCAUGAAGUUGUGGGGCAAAGUGACGGAGAACAGAGACGUUGAGGAUCUAGGUAGCCUCAUGAUGCGCCUGAAUGCCCGUGCUGUGCGCACGUAUUUCCUCAUGACAUCGGACAGUACGAUCCAUCCUCGCCAAUUCAUACCAAAUCAUGUCACGGGAAUCUAUUUUGACAACAAGGUUGACUACGCGACGUGGUUCAGUGCCGAGAAGUACUGUAUCCACGGCAUCCAGAUGAUCCCAGUAUCGCCUAUCAAUGGACUUGUCCGUUCGGCCACGUUUAUCAAGGAAGAAUGGGACGACAUUCUGUCACAGGAGAUGAUUGUCAAGAGUAACAACGUCACAAAUACCUGGUUGUCGUUGUUGCUUGUGAACAAAGCUGUCAUCGAUCAAGCGGAUGCACUAGCGAAGCUUGCGACAGCAACAAUGGACGAUGGUCUUACACGCUCAUGGGCUCUUUAUAACGCAGCAUCCCGCGGAAGUCCUACCAGCUCGACGAAUGUUGUGAAAGUACCACCAUCCAAGUCAAACGCGAAGCUUCUAGCUAUUACCACUACGAGUGCCAAGACAGCACACCCGACUGUAGCUUCCUCGGUGGAGGACACGAAUGCGCCACAGACUUCCACGACAUCCAAGCCCUUGUCGCCAGAUGUCACGGCGUUGUACUCAGUUUUUCCCAAGGCUGGUAAGAAUGCACCCACUACUUCUGCCUCCUUGACAGAUGACACAAAUGCCCCAACGACUACCGCGACAUUCAAGACCUUGUCGCCUGAAGUCAAAGUAUCGCCCCCACCAGUUCCUACGAUCGAGGUUGACAGCAAUGUAGCUAUUACCGCUGCAUCCCUUCCAUUAUCAUCUGCGAACAUGGUGACUCCGGGUCUUCCAGCCACAGUCAGGCCAAGCGAGGUUGCGGCAGCAACAGAGAUGCCAUUAACCGGCUCACAUUAUCCAGGUUGGACGCCACUGCCGCCCAGGUGGACCUCGAAUCCUCCUGGCUGGACGUCGAUACCGCCCGGCUGGACAUCACAUACACCCGGCGUGGUAGAAUCACCGACUGGCUCACAUUAUCCUGGUUGGACGUCGAUACCACCCGGAUGGACAUCAUAUACACCCGGCGUUGUAGUACCUGAACUUUCUCCGACGGUUGAGGCGGCUUCCACUAACUUGUGA